Molecule: messenger RNA, 1670 nt
Organism: Vavraia culicis subsp. floridensis
Lineage: Eukaryota; Fungi; Microsporidia; Pleistophoridae
Exons: 1
Coding region: 1-1617 (538 amino acids)
Source: RefSeq, a predicted model, not a curated record
AUGCUAUGCAACGAGAACAACUUGACAACCAUGAAACAACGAUUUAUCAGAAAGGUGCUUCCUAAAAGCAUCGAAAUAAUUUUCAAAAUAUUCAUAAUCAGCAACACCAUAAGCAACCGAGAAAUACACAACCACACGGUCAUCGAUCCUAAUAUAGUAACAGCAACGCUUACGUAUGUGCUUGCAUGGCUCUUUGCCGAAUGUGAGAUCGCUUACGGUUCGCUCUCCUUCAUGAGAGAUGUGUUUUGCUACAACACCAAAGUGCAGGAAAACUGUGCAUAUGUGUACACACACUGCCUGCUCGUAUUCAUCAUCACCAAGCUCUUGCAUUCCCUGUUGUGCAUGCUCAGAGUUACCAAGAUUCUGCUCAAAAUACCGAGGGAGUGUAUUGUGGGUUGUUCGCUGGCAACCGGUGUAAUACACGUUGCGAACGAAAUAAAAAUGUACAACACGCAUAUCACACUGCCCUCAUUCGUACUUUCUGUAUUUUUUGUGCUUUUCUUCUUUUACUCAAAAAUAAUGUUUUUUGUCUCUGUGGUCGUCAUUGCGAUCUCAAAUCACGUGAUGGUUGCGUGUGUGCAGAACAGCAAGCUGUUCUUUUUUGAAAAACUAAGAUGCAAUUCGUUGUGUGUGCUGUUUCCCGUGCAGUAUUUUGAUCUUGGUGGCGCGAAAAUGCGCUCCUUCGCGUGCUCAUUUUUCAGUGCUCUCGCUAUUUUCUUCUUCAAUGGAAUCGAAAUCGAGCUGGACAGGGAGAGUAACGCGGAUUUUUACCAUACUAUGAGCGAACAACUGGGCAGUAACGUACUAGACAAUACUGUGGGUGUCAAUGCACUGAAUAAUGGUCUGCAUGGCAGUGCUUCAUCAGAUGAAGCGAACAAUUCAAGCAGUGACCCGCUUGGCGCUGCGCUAAGAAUUCGUACGGCGUCCGUACGAAGCAAUGUCGCUCAGUUCAAAUCGUAUAUUGUGCUGCAUACAAAUGAAUUCUAUCAUGGAAACAGGCUCAGCUGCAUCAACCUGCUCACAUUUUUCCUUCCGUUCACGGUCAAAAAGGAAAGAAAACAAUUCCAUGCCAUAGAGCGUGUAUUUGUAAGUAUUUUGACACUAAAAAUGGCCAUUCUACUCCUUUUAUUCAGGCUGUUCAUACCAAAAAUCAUAUAUAUCAGCUUAAGCAUGUUCCUGGGUCUAUAUAUCAUCGUUAUGUCGCUGAGAGAAGUUCAUAAAUUCUGUACAAUGGAGAAGAUCACGAUAGUAUGUCUUGGUAUCUUCAACGCGGUGUGUAAUAUGUUUGUUCUAUCCGUGAUGUUGUUCUCUGGUCUCAUAUACUUGGUCGGCUACGUGCGGAACAGCAAUAACCAGUGCUUGACCGUUGAAGAAGAAUACAGCCAUGUAUUGUACGACUACAAGAGGUUGGACACGAGCGUAAAAGGCGAGAUUGUUGUGAUAGAUCUGAGAAGGUACAGUUAUAUAGUGUCGAGUGAGAGGGAACGAAUUGGCAAUCUUGUAAAAGGAUUGAGAGUGAAGAAUAUCUUUGUUAUAAAGAGGAAGAAUUUGUUCAUAUGGCUUGAGAAUGUAAAUUUUAUUUGUGAAUUGAACGAGAUCGAGGAGUAUUUGGUGUAAAAAGGGAGAUGAUGCGCUUUUAACGCACAAUAUGCCGUGUUGUAUGUAGAAAU